UUCUCGACGCUGCGCCCGCUUCCCGCCGCCAUUUUCAUCGCAUCGCGAGCAGGUAGAGCGCGAGCAGCCGGGUCAAGCGAGCCUACAAAAGAGGACCGUGUUCAACAGUUUCUUCAUAUUUGAUGGCUGGCUGCCUUGAGAAACUGCCACCCGAGGACAAUGGACCAGAGAUGGACACAAUCCACAACACCAGUAGAGACUGUGGAGAGUAUCCUGCCACAUAUUUUCCGUGGACUCCCAAAAGACCUGAAGCUCAGUCAGUCUGCCAUGGACCAAAGUAGAAUAGGUGUCUGGGCUAUCAGACCUAUUCCAAAAGGAAGAAGAUUUGGUCCAUUUAUUGGGGAGAAGAAGAAGCGAUCUCUAGUGAGCAGCAAUGUAUACAUGUGGGAGGUUUACUUCCCAGAAUGGGGUUGGAUGUGCAUUGAUGCCUCGGACCCUUGCAAAGGCAACUGGCUGCGGUAUGUGAAUUGGGCACGAUCAGCCCAAGAACAGAACCUUUUCCCUCUGGAGAUCAACAGGGCCAUUUACUACAAAGUAUUAAAGCCAAUCGCAGCGGGAGAAGAACUGCUGGUGCGGUACAAUGGGGAAGACAACCCCGAGAUAGCAGCGGCUAUCGAGGAAGAGCGAGCUGCCAGCGGUACUGGCAGGAAGAAAGAAUCUCGAGCUGGGAGAGCAAGAAAACGGUGGUUGAACAGACAAAAGUCUGCCGGUCCCCUGGGAACCACAAAGUCCAAUAGAAAGUCCAACUGUUCAGUUUCAGUGAUGCGAGGAUCAGAGGAGGGUCCUAAGGAAGAGGAUGAGAAUCCUUCAGCCUCCAGUAAGUUAUCAGUGGAGCAAACUACAGUUGUCAAGGAGAUGGUAAACCAGGAGAAUUUGGACACCAUGGUGCCACCUUGCAUUCCAGAGGCAUUAACUGAAGAAGAGGUUGAGGAUGAGGAAGAUGAGGAUGAUAACCUGGUGGAUGAUGAUGAUGAUGAUGUGGAGGAGGAGGAGGAAGAAGAGGAGGGAGAGGAAGAAUCAGAUGAAGAGUUGGGAGAAACUCAUGAAUUGCUACCAGCAGAAAUUAAUGAUCCAGCCUCAGUUAAUCCAGAUAAAACUGCUGCAGAUAUGCAGGCACAGUGCCACCAUAACCCUUCAGAAGGUGAAGACCAAAAACAGAUACCUCAGGCUCUACAGGAUCACCUGUCCAGCUUAAAGAGCACUGAACAACAGGAAUCUUUCCUGUACCCAUGCCAACACUGCCAACGCCGAUUUACCACAAAGCAGGGGCUUGAACGACACAUGCACAUUCAUGCCUCCACAUCGAGCCAUACAUUCAAAUGCUGCUAUUGUGACAAAGCAUUUGGUACACAGAUUAAUCGUCGCCGCCAUGAGCGAAGACAUGAAGUGGGCCCUAAAAGAAAACAAGUUGUUUCUGUUGGCUCUAUUGUUUCUUUUAGUCCUCCUCUAACAACUGAAAGUUCAAGUCCAGAUCUUGUUGCUACAUCAGGCAAUUUUAUCAUCAUGGGGUCACAGAAUGAUAGUGACCUGCAAGAAAAUGUAGAAUAUGAAAAAACUGACUCUUUGGAUUUGGAAAAGAUGGCCAUUCUUGAUGAAAAUGGGGAGGAACGAGAGCUGCAUCCAUGCAAAUAUUGCAAAAAGAGAUUUGGAACACACACUAACAUGCGUAGACACCAGCGAAGGAUACAUGAACGCCACCUACUGCCAAAAGGUGUUCGGCGAAAAGGAAUACUGUUGCAGGAAGCAGAGAUACAGCUUCCCAAAGUGCUGCCACCUCCAGAGGAGUCUUCUAAUGCCAGUCCUCUACCUGUCUAUAUGCCAAGUGAAGACCUCGAAGAUGAUGGUGAGCAGGAUGAAGAGUAUAUUGUGGACAUCUCAAGCAACAUUUCUGAGAAUCUUAGUCUCUAUAUUGAUGGGAAGAUCCUCUCUACUACUAGUGUCAGCAGUUGUGAAGUGUUCGAGGUUGACCCCAACUCCGCUACUUUACUUGGCCUCGAUGCUUUAUUAAUUAGCCCUGAUAAGGUUUGUGAAGGAAGCCCAAUAGAGACCACUAACUGUAAAACCAAGGAAGCAUCUGCAUGUGGGUCAUCAGCUGUAAGAAGGCGAACUGCCAGUCCUCCCCUACCUAAAAUUAAAAAAGAGUUGGAUCCCGAACCAGUGAUGUCGUCGUCCUCCUCCUCCUCCUCGUCAUCCUCCUCUUCAUCUUCCUCGUCAUGCUCCUCCUCCUCAGCGUCCUCUCUUUCCACUUUAGUAGUAAAACUGUUUCCUCAGGCCAAUGACAACAUGGCUCUUCAAAAAGAAAAAACUGUUUACCUUUCCCCCAAACUUAAGCAACUUCUCCAAACACAAGACAGUCCCAAACCAGGCCAAUUGUUUACUGAGGGUAGUAGGCUUGGAUCGCCUCUGAUGUCUUCCUCCAGCAGAUUCAAACGAAGGACAGCCUCUCCUCCAAGUUCGCCACAGCACAGCCCUGCUCCGCGAGAAAGUGGAAAAUCUGCAGUAGAUGUGCCACCUUUUGCUCUGAAAGUGCCAAAGAUAGAAAGCCACUGCUGCUCACCAAGUUGGAGCUUGUCUAGCAAGGAUGAAAAAGAAACCUUGAGUCCACUUGGGACAGAUGCUUACAAAGCUUCUUCAGCUGAUUGGUCGUCUGUCAGAAGUUCAGGUUCUUCAUGCAACCAGCAACCUCUUGACCUGUCCAGCAGUGUUAAGCAGAAGACAGAGGACAUAUCCAAAGGGCCAAAUACUGGUGAGACUGUGCUGGAUCUGAGCGUUCACCGAAAAGCUUCUCCAGAGCCUGAUGUCAAACCUACUGGGGUAUCCCAGCAGUUACUAAGGAAGAAAAAACCAAAUACAUGCAUGCUGGAGAAGGUGCUUCUAAAUGAAUAUGUUGGGGAAGAUGUAGGAACAACUGCAGAAGAGGUGGAUCUUGAGGUGGAAUCUUCUUGUGAAUCUAGAGCGCUGUCCCCAGGACUCAACCCUCACCCUCCUCCUCCCUCAUUAACCCCUGUGACUCUCCACCCUCCCUCUCCCAAUGCACCUGCUCCCACUGCUCCCACUUCGCCUCCACCUCUCCUGCCCAGUGUUCCUUCUCCUAUAUCAUCAGCAGCAUCCCCUGCCCCUCAGCUUUGCUCCUCCUUUUCUUCACUUCCUGUUUUGUCUCCUAGCUCCUCUCCUACUCCAGUUCAUUGUGCUACAUUUAAUGCCUCACUUAUUUCAACUGUAGAUCUAGUUCCUGAUCAUUGUAGUAAGGAUUUGUGUCAUUCUCUUUCUGAGGCAUCUGUAGUGGAAUCUAAUUUGCUUACUUCCGAUGCUGCAGAGCGGCCUGCUAAAUUGGAUGUAAUGCAUGCGGACUCUACAGAUAGUCAGAUGAGUUCUGUCAGUCCACAGCUGCCACAAUGUUUUCCAGCUGAUCCAGAUAAGAAGUCUUUAGAUGCAGUUGAAACCUUUGACCAUCCUACCACAGAUGCUUGUGGGAAAGAAGUAGAUGGUUCCACUAUAGAGGAUGAUGUUCCUCAUGCAUGCACCAUAUUGGUGCCCAGCUCUGCUGCAGUUGAUGAAUUUGCAUCCCAGUCUUCUGUCCCUCUUUCAUGUGUCCAGGUCAAAGAGACUCCAGAAGAUGAAAUUGAAUAUGGAAAUGCUGGUUCUACACUUAGUCCCAGUGCAACAUUUCAGGAGACAUCCUCUUGGCAGGAUACUUUCUGCAAAAACUUUUGUUGCAAUGUUUGUGAGGAGUCCUUUACAUCAAUCAAGGAACUGAGCCAACAUAUCAUGGACCAUGUUAGUGACUGGCCCUACAAGUGUGAGUUUUGUGUGCAGCUUUUUCAGGACGCCAAGAUUUUGAUGGAUCAUCGCUCUGUACUGCAUGGUGUAGGAAAGGUCUUUAUCUGCACCCUCUGCAACAAGGAGUUUGCCUUCCUCUGUAACCUGGAACAGCACCAGAAAGAUCUGCAUCCAGAGGAACUCUGCACACACAUGGAGCUUGAGAAUGGCAAGUUGAGGCCCCAAAAUUACACAAACCCUAUCCAAACCAUCCUGGAUCCAGACCCUGAGAUUUCUGAAGAGGAUGAAGAACUGAAUGACUCCAGUGAGGAGUUGUACACCACAAUUAAAAUAAUGGCUACUGGUGGUGACAAUUCCAAAGGGCCAGAUGUGCGACUGGGAAUCAACCAGCAAUACCCCAGCUUUAAGCCACCUCCUUUUCCAUAUCACAAUAGGACACCUGCAGGGUCUGUGGCUUCUGCCAGUAAUUUCACCACCCGCAACAUCCCACAGACAUUUAGUACUGCCAUUCGCUGCACCAAGUGUGGCAAGAGCUUUGACAAUAUGCCUGAGCUGCACAAGCACAUUCUUGUGUGUGCAUCUGCCAGUGACAGAAAGCGCUACACACCUAAGAAGAACCCAGUACCCCUCAAACAGGCUGUAAAACCUCAAAAUGGUUUGGUCUCUGUUGCUACUACUGCAGAAGUCAGUAGCUUAGGGCAGAAUGCAUUCCGUAGGAUGGGACAACCGAAGAAACUUAAUUUUAAUCAGGAACCAUCCGCCAAGAUGAAACUCAGUGCACUGAACAAGAAAAAGAACCAGUUGGUCCAAAAGGCAAUUUCCCAGAAGAACAGAGCUGCUCUUACUGCUAAAAGGAGCCAUGUAAUUUCUACAAAUCACAUUUGUCCUCACUGCAGCCGAGAGUUCACUUACAUUGGAAGUCUCAACAAGCAUGUAACGGUUAGCUGCCCCAGGAAGCCGGUCUUAUCAAAAAAAAGUAAGAAAACUGGUAGCAGGGGUGGUCAAAUGUCCAGAGAGAAAAAUGGCAACCUGAGGAGGAAAACGACAGACUCUGAGAUCAAGUUGCAAGGCCCACCAAAUAAGCUGGGGAAAACCAGAGCCAACCACGGUGGACCAGUGAUCAAACCAGCAGGACACAAGACAAAGGUUUCAAGCUCACAGAUCCGCAGUAAAAGACAUGCCUCCUUCCAGCCAAGCACCAUGCCUUAUGCUAAAAAGAGCAGGAUGCUGAGUAAAGGAAGUGUCCAAAUGGCACAGUCGCACUUCUCUUUAGCAGUUGGCAACCACAUGCAACAGCGAGGAACUAAGGAGGUGGCACAGAGGAAAAGCACAAUUCCAUCCCUCAAGAAAGAUCAUUUGCCAGUUAAAACCAGAGAACGCAGCAGUGGACCGGUCACUCGCAGCACUGCUUCAAGUGACAUCCGUGGACAAGAUGGCAGUAUGCAGUCCGACGACAGAGAACCGGAACCUUCAUUGAAGCUGUCAAGGUAGGAGCUAUGAAGAGGAGGUGGCAUCAACACUCUUUAUGGUGUCUUGUCUGAAAUGUUCACCUGUCAAGCGAAGUUGCAGUAGCUGGAGGUGCCAGAAACGAAGGGCACGAGUAGAAGAAAUCACUUGGGAGAAAUUAACCAACAUGCACUUUGCAAAGAGAGUCUCACUUUGCUUGCUAUUUGUAUGUCUGUAGUAAGAGGACAGUGUACAUUUUUGUACAUAUUUAUAUAUAUUUAUAUAUAUAUAUAUAUAUGUAAGUAUAUAUGUAUAGUGUAUAUAAUAUAUAUUUAAAAUAAGUUGGCAUUUCUACACUCUGUAGAUAAACUGUUCUGUAAAGCUUCCUUCCUGGAUUACUGCACAUGGCAAUCACUGUUCACUUGCAUUUUCUCAAGCCUUUGUGCUCAGCCACUCAACACUUGAUGCUUGUCACUUGCAUGUAUAACUUGAGUAAAUUGUUAGAGUGAACCUGUCCUCUGCAAUUCCACAUCGGACCUUCUGCCAAACAAAGAAGAGAGCUGAGGACAGGUGCUGUCAUAACUCUACCCCCCUCUUGUGAAAACAUUUUGCAGCCCCAUUGUUUCUGCUGUGCAGGCAUGCUGCUGCAAUAAAAGAUGGAAUUGGAAACCACUUAGUUUUCAGGUCGGUAAUAUUCUCAACAUCUACUGUAUGCAAGUCGAGGAUGUGUAAGGUAUUUUACUCGUGAUGUCUCUUCAGUAGCAGAAGCGGCAGAGGGUCUGUGGUGAAGGGCAGUAUGCAGGUCCUUGGCUUUGGACCAGUUGCUUGUUUCCAGCAGUUAAUGAGCACUCCGCGUUGAUCUACCUCAUCAAAGCGUUGAGUCGAAGCAUCGUCGUGUUUUUAAAGUGAACUUUGCCACAUUUACUCAAUUUCCAUAUCAUUCCUGACUUGCUUCUUAUGGGGAUGGGCUGCUGAGGGUGGUGGAAUAGGGUGGGACUUUGUUUGGGUGGGCGGGGGGGACGACAAACUCAUUUAGAGUGGAAAUGUACAGAGUAUGUAAGCUCCGCCUGUUUGGGACUUUGUGUGCAUCUCUCAAUGUUCUAAUGGUAUAGCUGGUUAAAAAGAGAAAAAAAAGUGGAAAUGCCUAUUUAAAAUUAAUUUAUGUUUCUUCAUGAACUUGUUUAAUGUAUGAUUUAACUAAAUGCAUUAUUUCCCCAAUACCCUUUGAUUUGUUGUUCGGGUUGUGAAAUAAAUGGAGAAUGUUCUUGUACAAAA
This is a messenger RNA of Erpetoichthys calabaricus (reedfish), 6501 nucleotides long. It is a transcript of the gene prdm2b, whose product is annotated as PR domain containing 2, with ZNF domain b. Gene Ontology annotation, cellular component: nucleus. Gene Ontology annotation, biological process: regulation of transcription by RNA polymerase II. The record is from RefSeq and is a predicted model, not a curated record. The coding region runs from base 160 to 5271 and encodes 1703 amino acids. Gene Ontology annotation, molecular function: protein binding; RNA polymerase II transcription regulatory region sequence-specific DNA binding; histone methyltransferase activity. Lineage: Eukaryota; Metazoa; Chordata; Cladistia; Polypteriformes; Polypteridae. The transcript has 9 exons.